GAUCAUAUCAGUGUCGUGUUGGGUGGGCUACUGACAUUUCACCAAGAUAUCGUAAAUUGAAUCAAAGCAUUUUGUUGGUCGGCAAUGAUGUUUAUACGGACGCUACGGCAAAAACGAAUGCAAAAUCAGCAUUUGAUGGAAAUGUGGUUUACAAUUUUGAAACUAUGGAAUCUGUUUUAGAUUACAUUUUUAUCAAACUUGGAAUCGAUACCGAUAGAGUAAAUCACCCAAUAUUGAUGACUGAACCUGUCUGCAAUCCAAGUCAUUCGCGAAAACUGAUGUCAGAGCUGUUAUUUGAAUGUUAUCGUGUGCCAUCGGUAUGUUAUGGUAUUGACGCGCUUAUGAGCUUUCAUUGUAAUGGAUUAUCUUCUGAUGAAGGUGGAAUUGUGAUAUCAUCCGGUCAUACUACGACCCAUGUUAUACCAGUAUUUGGUCGUAGCGUGUUAGGACAGACUAAAAGGAUAUCAUAUGGUGGAUUGACAUCAACGGAUUACAUGUUAAAAUUAAUGCAAUUAAAAUAUCCAACAUUUCCAACAAAAAUGACUGUCAACCAGGCACAAGUUAAUUAUUUUGCUGAAUUAAAAGAGUAUACGGAUCCGAAUAAAUUUGCGGAAAAAGAUCGAAUCAUUCAAUUUCCUUACGUACCACCGGCUAAUGAAAAGAGUGAAGAAGAAUUAGCCAGGGCAGAAGAAAGAAGGCAGGAGCAAGCACGUCGUUUAAAAGAACAAGCUGCGAAAUUAAGACAUCAGAAAGUGUGUAUUCAUCAAGAACUUUGUGUUUAUUUAAAAGUCAAACUUCAAAAAUAUAACGAAAGUAAUUUUAAUUUUUUUAAUAAGCUAAAAGAUCUAGAAAACACUUUAGAAUUCUACAUGGAAAUCAAAACAAGUAAAUCCUCAAUGAAAAAAGCAGAAUUUAUUGCUAAGCUUAAAGAAAAUAGAAUUAGUGAUGAAGCAGAAUUGGAUGAGAUCAUUCAAAAAACUGAAAAGUCGGUACAGAGAGCCAGGAAUAAAUUAUUAGGAAUUGAAGAAGUUGAAAUAAAGCCUACAUUUCCACUUGUGGAUAUACCGGAUGAUCAGCUAAAUGAAGCUGAGAGAAAAGAGAAAAAGAAGCAAGUUGCUUCAAAAAGUCUUCAUGAAACACGUCAAAGACAACGAGAAGCAAAAGAGUUAGCUAGGCGACAGCAAGAAGAGGAAAAAAGAUUGGAAGAACAAAGACGAGAAACAGAUUUUGAAGGCUGGCUGAGCGAACUUAAGCAUAAUUAUCAGAGUCAACUUGACAAAGUAAAAAGCAUCAAACGAAAAAAGGAGCAGCUCUCGGAUCGGAGAAGUCACGCUUCACAAUUACGGAUGAAAUCAAUCGCUAAUUUGGCUAGUGACACUCCACAACAAAAGAGACGUAGAAGAGGCCAAGAUGAGGAUACAUUUGGAAUGGAUGAUAAUGAUUGGUCUAUUUAUAAAGAAAUAAGUAGAGAAGAGGACGCAUGGGAGGAAGAAGAAGAGCUUACCUUAUUGAGAGAACAUGAAACAAAACUUCUUCAAUAUGAUUCUACAUUCCUGCAAGAGCAUACAUUUGACGCAAAGAACUCCGUUAAGAAUUCUCUGAUUUUCAUGUUUACUCGGGGAGUCACGCCUCCAUUUGAUCCGGAGAAUUUUGCACAGAUGCAUCAAUUACAUGUCAAUGUUGAAAGAAUAAGAGUUCCAGAGGCUUUAUUUCAACCUAGUAUACUUGGAUUGGAUCAAGCUGGAAUAGUGGAAACUAUUGGAGAAAUAAUAAGCCGGUUUGAGGACGUAGACGCAAGAAAAAAGAUGAUUCGGUCUGUAUUUGUUACUGGAGGGCAUACACAAACUCCAGGCCUUUUAAAACGAUUAGAAGUUUCUCUUCGAUCAAUUUUACCAGCUGCAUCACCGCUCCAACUAAUUCAUGCGAAAGAUCCAGUACUUGAUGCGUGGCAUGGUGCAGCUCUUUGGGCACGAUCUUCCGAAUUUCAAAAUUAUAGUGUUACAAUAGAUGAAUAUAAUGAAUGUGGAGGUGAAUAUAUAAAAGAACAUCGAUUUGGCAAUGUGUAUUACAAAACAUGA
Molecule: messenger RNA, 2078 nt
Organism: Dentiscutata erythropus
Lineage: Eukaryota; Fungi; Glomeromycota; Glomeromycetes; Diversisporales; Gigasporaceae
Source: the annotation of a GenBank genome assembly